AUGGAAGGCCGACUAGAGCCCCUAAUUGGGGAUAGCAUGCUUUUUGGUCCUAUGGAGGAUCAAGGGCUUUCUUUCGUUAACAAAAGUGGUGAAACUGUUCAUCUCAGAAGGAAACCGGCAAGGGCUUUAAUGGAUCUUAACUGGAAGCAUGACGAAAGUUAUGGGAUAGACAUUAACCAGUUACUGCAGAGAUGUGAGGAUUCAAGUAAUGCUGCAAUACAAAGCUCAGGGGCGAGCCGCUCAAAACACUCACCUUCGCAGCUGUGGACAGAAAAGUGGAAACCACACACCUUUUUCGACCUGGUGGGCAACGAAAAGACGAACCGCCGCGUGUUAAAAUGGCUGAGGCAAUGGUCCCCACUCGUAUUCGGGCAAGAGCUCCCUAAAAAGGCUCCAUCUGUGCGGGAUAAAGUUGGUGCAGAUGGAGCAAAUUAUGAUUUCGAUGACCCGCUUCAACGACCCCAGAAGAGAAUCUUGCUUCUUAAUGGCCCCCCCGGCAUUGGCAAAACGUCUGUGGCGCAUGUUGUGGCAAAACAGGCAGGUUUUUCGGUUAUUGAGAUAAACGCAAGUGACGAACGGGCAGGGCCCCAUGUCAAAGACAGAAUCCACAAUGCUCUGUUCAACCACACUUUUGAUGACAGACCGGUAUGCUUGAUUGCGGAUGAGAUUGACGGCAGUAUCGAGACAGGCUUUGUUAAAGUCCUGAUCGACAUAGUGAACAGUGAUUAUAGAGCCACACAGAGACUCGCGAGCGGAGCAUCAAGUGCUGUUCAAAGGGGAAAACGCAAGCAGCGUUCACCAGGCAAAGUCUUGACGCGGCCCAUCAUUACCAUUUGUAACAAUGUGUAUGCGAGUGCUCUAGAGAAACUGAGACCCCAUUGCGAAAUCGUCACGUUCCGAAGGCCUGCAGAGUCAGCACUGCUCGAGCGGCUCUCUCAUGUUUGUCGUAAAGAAAAGUUACAGCUAGAUAAGAAAAGGCUCAAAGAAUUGAGCGAGCUAUCUCAAGGCGACCUCCGCAGCUGCCUUAAUAACAUGCAGUUUAUGGCUUCUUUGCACGCAGAAGCACCCGAAUCUACGGAUACAGCUAAAAUUAGUGACCAAAUCAAAGAUAUGACAGUUUCUUGGUACAAGAUUUGCAACCAGGUUUUUCGCAGAAAUCCUCAUGAAGACGCCAAAGUUCAGUUUGGUAGACUUUUAAGAGACAUCGAAAUUAAUUCCAACUCUCAGCGUAUUGUUCAAGGUUGCUUUUCAAUGUUUCCCGAAGUCAAAUUCUCAGACCAUUCACUCCAGAAACCCAGUGCUGCGGCUGAUUGGCUGUACUUCAACGACUUGAUGUUCAAGUCCCUAUUUGAGCAUAACGGCGAUUUACUACGAUAUAAUUCCGUGGUUCCAAUGGCAUUUUUUCAUCUGUUUAGCGACAUCGCCAACAAAGAUGAUGUGCGUGGGAAAGUCAAUGAGUUUGACCACAGAGAAGACCUUCGUAAUAACGAAAGCAUUGUUCUAUCUACAUUCCGCAGAGCUCCUCCUACAUUGAAGAUAUUCAUGAAUAAAUCAUCCUUGGCUCUCGAAGUUCUUCCAUUGUUGGAUUACAUAAUAGUGCCCGAUUUCUCAAAGAUUAGGAAUAACCAAACCAAGACAACUGUGCUAAGUAACAUCGUGGCAGCUCUCUCCAGCUUUGAUCUGACAUUCAGCGAGAGAGUUGAUACAGACCUUCCCAGAGUUACAUGCAUAGAACCUCCUUUUGACAAAGUGACACUAAUGGAUGAGAAAAGAGUUAAAGAAGUUUUUACAAAGCGGCCCGCAAUUCUCAACGUUGUUCUGGCGAAAGCACAAGAAAGUAAGGUCAGAAAAAGAACAAUAGAGCAAGCAAGAGCAGACAAAUUGGAUCUGGAAUCCGUCAGAAAAAAACACAAGACAUCCUCUUCAAAGCCUGUAGAUUAUUUCAAAUCACAAUAUGCUAACGUGCAAACAAAAGGUAGUGAGAAAUUCAAGGACUCAGGCAGUGUUGAAGGGGACAGUCGCGAGCCAGUUAAGAUUUGGGUCAAAUACAAAGAAGGCUUCUCAGACGCGGUGAGGAAAGAUGUGACAUGGAAUUCACUAUGGGAGUAA
Messenger RNA from Lachancea thermotolerans CBS 6340, 2109 nucleotides. RefSeq names its product Ctf18p (gene CTF18). Gene Ontology annotation, cellular component: nucleus. The coding region runs from base 1 to 2109 and encodes 702 amino acids. Lineage: Eukaryota; Fungi; Ascomycota; Saccharomycetes; Saccharomycetales; Saccharomycetaceae. The record is from RefSeq and is a predicted model, not a curated record. The transcript has a single exon. Gene Ontology annotation, molecular function: ATP hydrolysis activity; DNA binding; ATP binding.